UACACUCCUUACUGACUAAAGGUCGAAACGAAGACCAGAGAGAUAACUAGCGGUUUUUUGUGUAGCAUCCUGUUGAAAGCAUGGAAAGGAAAGCAACACUUGGCUCGGUGAAUGAUAUGAGUGUGUUUAAGGAAUUAGUCUGCAGUUAAAAGUAGUCAGAUCAGCACAAGGGGAGAAGUUAGCUGACAUUUAAGGACAAACUCUCAUGCAAGUGUCUGUUGAAGUCAGCCAUCACCUCUGAGCUGUGACAAAGCGGUCAAGGACAUGGCCGGGUCAUCGGCACUCGUCGAGUGUCUUUUGGUCUUAGUCUUAGCAAAUGCUCUACGUUGCCAUUACAUCGCAGCAGCCUCCACAGAAAUAAGCUGCCAACCUGUCAUUAUUAACGAAGCUCACUUCGCUCAGCCAUCUGCAGACAUGUGUGAAGGAACAUGUACUGGGACCAAGUUCUGUGUUCAGACAUCAAGUGAACAUGAACACAGCAACACCAGUGCCAUGUGCAGAGACAGACAGUUGACCUCACAGGAAGUCUUCCUCGUCUACCAUCACUGUCAAAGUUCAGUGUUGCCAUGUCGUCUGGAGGUCGUGCCGGGUCUGCUAGGUCCUGUCACGGUAAAGUACAGGUGCUUGGAAGACAGCAGACAGAUCGUGGACCCGUGUGAAGAAGGCAACUACAUCAUGACCUCCGUCAACUUCCUCUACGGCUACCACCGCGUCGUCAACACAGCCAGUGACGUCACAUGCUCGUGCUCACUCACUAAACGUAAUUACUCCAGUCACCUCCUUAUCAGGGCCGUCAGUGCCUACAGUCUACAGCAUGUGGAUAACACGCUUCCAGAAUUUAUUGUAGAGCACAAUAAUAAAAAGGAGCGUGUUAACAGCUUUUUCCCUCAGGAUUUUAUUAUCACUACCCCAACGACAAACAUCGUACUGACUCUCACCGUAUCCUCGGAUGACAGAAUUGGCAGGAUGUGGGUCAGCGUCUCUCAACAAGGUCAAGGUCUUGCAGUAAGAUGCCUAGCAGUGAGUGGAACAAUUCCAAUCCAGACACAAGCAGGUAAUUUUGAAAAAAACAACCUUUAGUGUUUUGCAUGUGAUGGUGUAUAAACACCCUGAAGCAUAGGCAGAGACGCAUACAUACAGACAAACAGACAGGCAGACACGUAGACAGACAGAAAGACAAAUAAUGAGAUGGAUGAACGGACGAGAGAAAAGUGGAUAUAUAACAUUUAUAUUUAUCUAUACAUGUAUAUCUAUAUAAAUGGACACACGAACACAACAAGAGAUGUGUGUGUUUUUUUAAUAGAGAAAGAAAGCUAAAAAAAUAUUACAAUUCUACUCAACCAAAUUGGCUAUAAACACACACAUAUAUAUAUAAGACAAGAAGUGUUCUCAUGAACUAAAGGUAUAUAAAAUUGCAGUACACUUGGAGAAUAACUUCAUGUCCAAGUUUCUCAUUAUAUAUAGGAUUAAAUUAUUAAUGUUCAGGAGUAUUUCAAACAAAUUAUAAUAAUAGUUAUAUUAUUUUAUAGUCAUAUAUCUUUAUAUUUAAUUCAAAUCAUAAAUGUGUAAUUUUAUAAAUUAUGUAUCUGAAGAUAUGCAUAAAAUUUGAAAAACUCUAUGAACUCGCUUAAAACUUGUAUAUUAAAAAUUUUCCCCUCAGUUCUACUAAAAAGGAAACCGAACUUUAACGCUUACGAUUUUUAUUUCACAAGUUUAUGAAUCGGGUAGCUGAGUAGUAAAAACAUUGGCGUCCUAACCCAGAGGCGCGCCAGCUAGAUACCCGUGUGGUUCAGCUAGUCCCUCCACCCCAAACCCACCCCAGUACAGCCAGCGGUGGGAAAUGGGUGCCUGACUCUAGAGAGUCCAAGGGAAGGUAAGGUGCGAGGAAGUGGACCUCAUGACAGCUUUCACAAGCUUUUUGUAUGAGCGGUACCCAAGGACAGUUCGGUCUCGAGCACCACCAACCUUUACAAUUUUCAUCCUUGAGAUCCAGCGGAAAUUAACCGCGAUCUUGCAUCUGCAAUUACAAAACAAAGAGACAGCAAGUUAUCGCUGUAACUUGCAGGGUUAUGUUAUCCGUCACGUGACCAGAUAUGGCCUCUACCUUCCGGUGUAAGCGAGCGCUACAUACCUCAUCGUUAAAGACAAGGACAUUGCAGGCUGAAGUUCGCGCUUCUUUGAGUUCUCUGUAACUCCAAAUAUAGUCCAUUUAAAUUUUACUUUAACUUUUUAAAAAAAAAUUAACAUAAAGAAGCUAUGGUCGGGUUCUAUCGAUAUUUCCGGUUCAAUAUUUGAAUAUUUAAACAGCCUCGCAUUUGGUUACCGUGAACGCAGGCACCUUUCAUCCGACUGUCAUGUAGAAUUAUAAUUGUUUGCUACGUACGCAAAGAAACUGAUUGCUCAGAAAAGUUUUUUUUUCCAUCCGAUGGAUCCGUCUUAUGCUUCAAGAUCCCACAGUCUGCUGACAGAGCUACGUUCCAUUUGUGCCAAUUGGUGAGAUAGCUUAUUUGUACAGGUACUAAGGGAUAAUUCUGAGAAUUAUCAAGAUUAUUUUACAUACUUUGAUUAACAUCACACAUACAAUUUGCUGCUUUUUUCUUUCCAUUUUUUAAAAUAUAUGCAAAGAAGUAGAUAAGUACUACGAGACUGAUUUUAUUAUAUUCAAAACAAGCAAAAUUAAUUAAAAUCUUAAAGAUUUGUUUUAGAGAAAGGAGCAUAAGGUUGAAAAGGAAAUUGUUCUUAAAAACAAUGUAAAUUAUUUGUUAUCCUUCUCAAUAAAUCUUUUAUUAGUCCUUUUCAGAGAAUUUUGUUUAGGGGAGGCAAUCAGCAAACAGCACCUUCUACGAUGUAGGUCAUCUGGAAAGAGGGAAAGAGGAGAGGUCAUCUCAUGGCAAAGACACCGUCCGAUGUACUGUGCACUUGAACCAAGCACAAACUGUGUACAUACAUGUGAAAUAAUAAGUUACAUUUUAUUUUGUGCUAUACUUCAUACCAAACACAAGAAAUACAAAUCAGGAUGUAAUUCUGCUGCAGCUGCCGCUAAUCUCAUAAUUCCAAAUGUAUAAGAACAGAACAACACGCAAAGAAAAACAUUUCUAAAAAUUCUAGAGUUGUUUGUAAAAUAAAAAAGAAAAUUGUAUGUGAACUUCGAAACGGAUAGCCACGUACAGAAACUUGUAAAGAUAACAAAUUUAAAAAGCUACAAUUACAUUGCAAAUGCUAUAAAACACUUUGAAAAAAAGCAAAAAAGUUAGAGAAAGCAAAUAGCCCAGUGGUCAUGAAUCCGGAGACCUUGGUAGGUCAAGAUGUCAUCAAUGAGUAUCUGAAUACCCAGAGGGUUGGGGAAAGAUAAAGCAGCGAUGGGAGAGAAGAAAGCCUAAAGCCGAAGCUACCUUUCCUUACCCACCAAAAAAAAAGACCCCAAAAUAAAAGGUUACAUGACCUUUCAUGAAGUUAAUUUUUUGUGGCAUUUCUUUCAUUUCAUAACCAAAUUUAGUUUCAUUUAAGCCAGAUGUAUCUAUGUGUGUUAAAAGUAGAAAUAUAAUGCUCAUUUGGAAUGCAUCAUGCCAAUAAAAACUUCAAAAACC
Molecule: messenger RNA, 3587 nt
Organism: Pomacea canaliculata
Lineage: Eukaryota; Metazoa; Mollusca; Gastropoda; Architaenioglossa; Ampullariidae
Exons: 4
Coding region: 265-1080 (271 amino acids)
Source: RefSeq, a predicted model, not a curated record